This is a messenger RNA of Odobenus rosmarus divergens (Pacific walrus), 1315 nucleotides long. It is a transcript of the gene FOXL1, whose product is annotated as forkhead box L1. Bases 213 to 1241 code for a protein of 342 amino acids. Lineage: Eukaryota; Metazoa; Chordata; Mammalia; Carnivora; Odobenidae. The transcript has a single exon. Gene Ontology annotation, biological process: anatomical structure morphogenesis; cell differentiation; regulation of transcription by RNA polymerase II. The record is from RefSeq and is a predicted model, not a curated record. Gene Ontology annotation, molecular function: DNA-binding transcription factor activity, RNA polymerase II-specific; RNA polymerase II cis-regulatory region sequence-specific DNA binding.
GCUAAGUCAACAUAUAAUAGCAAACUUACAACAAUUAUUUAACAUUUUUAAAGCCAUGAAGGGACAGAGCACGGAGCGGCCAGGGAGAGCGGCAGAGCGGGAGGCAGACGCACCGCGGGCUCCCCCGGAGGGCCCUCGCGGCGCGGGGCGCAGUCCCUAAGCCGCUGGGUCGCCUGCGUCGCGGGGAGCGCCGCGCUGGGCUCCGGCUCGCCAUGAGCCACUUCUUCGGCCCCCGGCUGCCUGCUCUGGCCGCCUCACCCAUGCUCUAUCUGUACGGCCCCGAGAGACCUGGGCUACCGCUGGCCUUCGCCCCCGCGGCCGCUCUGGCCGCCUCGGGCCGGGCGGAGCCCCCCCAGAAGCCGCCCUACAGCUACAUCGCGCUCAUAGCCAUGGCCAUCCAGGACGCGCCCGAGCAGAGAGUCACGCUGAACGGCAUCUACCAGUUCAUCAUGGACCGCUUCCCUUUCUACCACGACAACCGGCAGGGCUGGCAGAACAGCAUCCGCCACAACCUCUCGCUCAACGACUGCUUCGUCAAGGUGCCCCGCGAGAAAGGGCGGCCAGGCAAGGGCAGCUACUGGACGCUGGACCCUCGCUGCCUGGAUAUGUUCGAGAAUGGCAACUACCGGCGCCGGAAGAGGAAGCCCAAGCCAGGCCCAGGGGCCCCGGAGGCCAAGCGGGCCCGCGCCGAGACGCAGGAGCGCGGCUCCGAGGCGCAGCCCCCCGCAGGGCGCCGCGGCGGCCCCGCGACCCCCCGCCAGGAGGGAGCGCCCGCGCGCCCCUCGCCCCUGCGGGACGGCUCCUCUCCGCCCGCGCCCCUCCACUGGCCUGGGCCCGCGUCCCCGGAGGAGGACGCAGGCGACGCUGUCCAGGGCGCAGCGGCCUUGGCCGUAGGCCAGCCAGCGCGCACAGUGGAUGGCCCGGGGUCCCCUCCACGUCCUGCUUCCCACGGCUCUCCGAAGAGCUCCGACAAAUCCAAGGGCUUCAGCAUAGACAGUAUCCUGGCGGGACGGCAGGGUCAGAAGCCCGCCGGAGGGGUCGAGCUCCUGGGGGGCGCCAAGCCAGGGCCCGGCAGCUGUAUGGGUGCCUCACUUCUGGCCACCCCCUCAAGCCUCCGUCCGCCUUUCAACGCUUCCCUGAUGCUCGACCCGCACGUCCAGGGCCGCUUUUACCAGCUCGGGAUCCCUUUCCUCUCCUAUUUCCCUCUGCAGCUUCCCGACGCGGUGCUUCACUUCCAGUAAAGCAAACAGUGACGGGGUCCUUCCCCUACCCUGGGCUGACCUUGUGAGCGACCAGGGGUCUAAUCGCUGGGGGA